Molecule: messenger RNA, 1254 nt
Organism: Colletotrichum godetiae
Lineage: Eukaryota; Fungi; Ascomycota; Sordariomycetes; Glomerellales; Glomerellaceae
Exons: 1
Coding region: 285-1079 (264 amino acids)
Source: RefSeq, a predicted model, not a curated record
CGUCUUCUCCAACCCCAGUUCGCUCGUUUCCUCCACCGGUCUUUUCCCAGCCGAGUGCACCACCACCCAACUUUCCUCAGCCGUUUCCACGACCCAGUUCAACGCCCAAGCUUCCUCAGUCAAGUUCAACGGCAUCUGUUAUCGUUAUAGCUCCGCCGCCAACCUCAACUCCACUGACCACCUUGCCGCCACCUGCUCAGCCGACUGAUGCUGGCAGCAGACCCCCAAACCUACCGGCGCCAGCUGCACCAAGCUCGACCUCUUUGACGGACCAGCACGGCGCCAUGAACGGAAGCAAGUCGCAGGGUAUUGAGGGCAACCGCGGCCUUGUUGUUGCUCUCAGCACUGUACUCUCUGUGCUGGGAGUGAUCAUCAUUAUCGGAGCCAUCUUUCUCUGCUACCGUUACCGCCGUGGCCGCCUCCCAUUCAGCCGCCGGGGUAACAGCCCGAUUGACGACGAGGAGAUCGAGUCUUGGAAGGCCUGCCGGACAAUCGAGAAAUGUACUACCGUCGUCGUGGACAAACAUGACUCGGCUGGUUCUAUUCGCAAGCCAGCCAGCGUGAUUGUCUACCAGAAUCACAACCAGCACCAGCCACGUCCUUCUACGGAUACGGCACCACGCUCUCUGUAUCACAAGCGGAGCAUGGACAAGAAGAGCAUUGAUAUCCCUCAAACUCCUGUUCUCGCACGAGCCCCAAAUGCCCGAGUUGGUCUCACUGACGACGCCGUUGAGGGUGACCUCGCCUUCCUCCCAUCUCCCAAGCGACAGAAUUCCAGACUAUCCAAGUUGCCGUCUCCUCGUCAUGGCAGACACCGCAGCUCUCGCAGCAGCGCGAGUGUCGGUAGCCUGCGUGAGCACUGGUACGGUUACCACACCGACACAGAACUGUCCCCCCGCCCUUCGGUGGACCCUUACUUCCGGAUGCCUUCUUCGGCACACUCGGAUGGGAAGCACCAGCGCGUUUACUCGUCUCCCUCAAACCCUCCGAGACUUUCACUCGAUGAGGAGUAUCACAUGGGUGGCCUCUCCCCACGCCCUUUCCUACGUCAAUCAGAAAUUGGUCUCGCCGUAGGCUGAAGAUACAGUUUACGAUUCUACGCCGGCCGAGGGGACGUCUCUAACGCCGCGCCUUGUCUUACAACCAACUUUUACGAAUAUUGCAAGAAAUCCGUUAAAACAAACCCUGCGGAUGACAGGAGCACGCCACACGCUAGACUACGACAUUCGUUUCAGCCCUUGCGCUCUUCCCGCG